Molecule: messenger RNA, 1380 nt
Organism: Coffea arabica (coffee)
Lineage: Eukaryota; Viridiplantae; Streptophyta; Magnoliopsida; Gentianales; Rubiaceae
Source: RefSeq, a predicted model, not a curated record
AAAAAAAGGAACCUGUAAGUAAGCAAUUGAUUCGGUUUUAUUGGGGAGCAUCCAAAAUGGUACAAUUUGGACUGAUUUAAUUCAGGGUAUCAAUACUUUACUACAACAGAUUGAAUGAUCUAGUAGUAUGCAGACACAAGAUUUGUGGAGGUUAACCUUCUGGUUGAGAAUUUGCUGAUUCUCAACCAGAGUACUGGUAAGGGAAUGCAACAUUAUAGAAGUGUAAGCUGAGAGUCUUUAGUGCAUGCCAUGGUUCUACUUCUCCUAUUUUCCUCCUCAAAAACAGUCAGGCAGGGUGUAACCUCCAAGAACAGGACAGAGUUGUCAUUUAGAUUCUCUAGGAAGGUUCAACAGGAUGGCGACAAAAUAGAGAAACGAGAAUCUAGUUAAGGAUAGAGUAGUAAAAGUUAAAUUGCACCUGUAGGAUUAAUUAUUGGAUAGAGAAUGCCAUUAAUUUUGCAACAGCUCUUCUUUGGAUUCGAAUUUAUCAGGUAAAUUGAAGCCUCUAGCUGUUUGGAACCAAGUAGAUUCAGCAUUUUCGUGCUUCUUUCUGAAGUGGUUUUCAAGAUUGAUUCAUCUCGCCUUGAGGUGAUCACAUUUGUUACACAAUGGCAAUCCCUUUGGAAGCUUAUCCUAUCUAAACUGGCAGGCAUAACUGACAAGAAUUUGGAUGUGUCUGCCUAUAAUUUGGUUAAGAUGCCAACCAAAGCAUUCUUCCUCUGAACUUGUGAAUAGUGUGCCUUCUCCCUGAAGCAUUUCCCCAUCCAACAAAACAGUUUAUUCUUUCUGAUUUCUCUGUAGCUUUACUCGAGCCUUCAGGACAUGGGGAUCAUCACUGUGUCUGAUGAAUUUACUUCUGUAAUCCCUCGUGAAAGAAUAUUCAAGUCCUUGAUUUUUGAUGCAGACAAUUUGGUGCCUAAACUCCUGCCACAGAUCAUCAAGAGCAUUGACAUUGCUGAAGGCGAUGGCGGGGCAGGAACCAUCAAGCAAAUGAACUUUGCUGAAGAAGGCGUGUCCAAGAUUACAAAGAAGGCGCGGUCAAUCAGCCUGAAGAAGACAAAGGCGUGGUUUCGAAACCACGCCUUUCCUCUGGUUUAACAGAAUUAUACUUCUGUUAUGCGCAAGUGGAGCUGAUAAUUCUAGAACUCCACGUGUCAUAACCUUAUUAGUCUGUUUAGAAGUUAGUUAGUCCAGAAUUGUCCAUAAAAGCAUGAAGGAAUCCGGAUGAUAGGAGAUUUUGUCAUAAUUCUCCAAGUGAUUGUAAAGGUGAUUUGGCUUUGCCAAAUUCCCUCCAUUUUCUCUUUUUCCUUCAUUCUUUCCCCUUCAUUCUGUAUCCAUUGUUUCUGUUUCUGAAAUUGAUCUUUUCCCGCUAUUAAUGAG